AGAGGUACCGGAAAGAAUAGAGUUUUGAAAAAACAAAAACUCUUUGAAUGGGGGGCAUGUUUCUUCCUCCCCCCUCUUGUCUAACAACCCUAGCACAACGCAUAAAAACCAAACAUUCUGGUCCAUCAAUUAGCAGGAGGAGGAAUUGGCAAAUAAGAAGUAUGAGGGCAGUUGUUCAAAGAGUUGCCUCUGCAAGUGUUGAGGUUGAAGGGAAAAUCGUUCAGAGAUAGGACCAGGUUUACUUGUUCUUGUUGGGGUUCAUGAAUCGGAUCUUCAAUCUGAUGCUGAUUACAUGCAACUCUUAACUACUACUUCCUUUUAAAAAAAAAAAAAAAAACUUUUGUUUUGUUUAGUGAUAUUCUUCUGGUUGUAGAUGUAGAAAGGUACUUAACAUGAGAUUAUUCACAAAUGACAAAACUGGAAAAGCUUGGGAUCAGAAUGUUAUGCAAAAAAACUAUGGAGUUUUAUUGGUGAGUCAAUUCACAUUGUAUGGAAUGCUCAAGGGUAACAAACCAGAUUUUCAUGUCACCAUGCCACCUCUUAGUGCAAAACCUUUCUAUGCUUCGCUGGUAGAUAAAUUCCGCAGUUCUUACAACCCAGAUUCAGUUAAAGAUGGUGUUUUUGGGGCUAUGAUGAAGGUCAACUUGGUUAACGAUGGUCCAGUCACAAUGCAGCUUGAUUCUCCACAAACAUCCAAGAGCACAAGUGAGACAACAGAAGGAUAAUCCAUAUAGGUUGAUUCAUUUUUAGAAGCUAAAUGAGACCGCAGAAGAGAACUCACACGUUUUGAUUUAUUUUAGUAGAAUCUGUUUAUUUAUCAUUUAGUAGGAUUAACACUUUGUAGUCUUAUGACUCUUAUCAUAAACUAGAAUUUGUUACGUUUCCAACAGAGAAAAUUGAGUUACGGUAAAAUUGAGUUUAUCUAUUUU
This is a messenger RNA of Papaver somniferum (opium poppy), 929 nucleotides long. RefSeq names its product D-aminoacyl-tRNA deacylase 1-like. Gene Ontology annotation, biological process: tRNA metabolic process. The transcript is spliced from 7 exons. The record is from RefSeq and is a predicted model, not a curated record. Bases 393 to 725 code for a protein of 110 amino acids. Gene Ontology annotation, molecular function: D-tyrosyl-tRNA(Tyr) deacylase activity. NCBI's taxonomy places the organism in Eukaryota, Viridiplantae, Streptophyta, Magnoliopsida, Ranunculales, Papaveraceae. Gene Ontology annotation, cellular component: cytoplasm.